CGGAAGUCCGAGUAUUACUGAAGCUAACUUUACGAAAUAGCUCUGAGCAGCAAGCAAACGGCAGCUGAGCUACGAUGCUCUCAGUUUUCAUCAACCGGGGAGACAAUACAAACGGAAGACGAGGCGAGGCUUUGUUUUGCCUAGACGGACAUUUUAGCAUCGAGUAGACAAAAGGGAGACCGUGAGAGACCUGUGCGAGUGUGUGUUUCCUGUGUGCCGGGGGCUGUAGAGCUGGGCUCGGACAGGACAGGACAGGGCGGGGUGAUGUUUAGGUUCCGGUAUAAAGGCAUCGAGAAAAUGGGAACAAGACGAGAUGUAGAGCCGGCUGCCGACGCUGUCGUUUUAUACAGAAGAGUAGAAUGAGAAGUUUACCGUCCCGGUGUAACAGGGCGGCGGUGUAGGCCGCUGGCGUGGGAGAAGCGUGUCUCUGCGGCGCCCCUCCGCCCCCUGCCAGUCAAUAAGAUGGGGACGCUAUUUACAUUCUGUUGUCUCUUCCUUAUUGCCGGCGGAGCAGACCGGGCGUGGGCCACCGGAAACCUAACUGUCGACAGCAGUAACGACACCAACCUGACGGCCGACGGCAGCAACAAUAUCAGAAUCGGGGACGGGUCAUCGCAGGAAUUCGAGUUCCCCGAAAACACCAACGGCGUGAUUGUAAUAUCCAGCCAGUACCGGAGCGCCGCGGCCAGCAGGAAGGGCCGCCAGAGCUGGAAGCAGACCGUGAUAGUCCGCUCCCUGGACCCGGAGGUCCUCUCCAUCCUGAAUGUGACGGAUAGCGGCCACGCAGGACCGGCCAAGAGCUAUAUUAUAAGCAUUCGCUCCGGGUUCCCAGGCAGGGCUCAGCUGCAGAUCCAGCUGCUGGACCUGGACCAGGAUUCGGUGCCGGUUCUGAUCGAGGAGAGGACAGAUUACUCCAUCAGAGUGGCGCCCGGUAAUGAUGACCCAGCCACCCGGCUCAGCCAGUCGGGUGGCCUGUCCCAUUUUUCUGAGAACCCUGUGCUGUUUGCCUUGCUGCCCCUCAUCUUCGUCAACAAGUGUGCCUUCGGGUGCAAGGUGGAGGUGGAGGUGCUGCGGGGUCUGCUGAGGAGCCCGGUGCCACUGCUCCUAGGGGUGCUGGGUCAGUUCCUGGUGAUGCCAUUGUACGCCUACUGCGUGUCCCGGCUGGCCUCACUGCCCAAAGCGCUCUCCCUGGGCCUGGUCAUCACCUGCUCCGCCCCAGGUGGUGGGGGCGGCUACCUGUACAGCCUGCUGCUGGGAGGAGACGUCACCCUGGCUAUCUCCAUGACCCUGGUCUCCACGGUGGUGGCGGCAGCAGCCAUGCCUUUGUCAUCAGCUCUGUACGGUCGGCUGCUGGGUGUGCACGCUGCCCUGCACGUGCCAUUUGUGAAGAUCCUCGGCACCCUCCUGUUCAUCGCCAUCCCCAUCUCGCUGGGCAUGCUGGUCAAGCUGCGCCUGCCCGCCCUCACACGCGUCCUGCUGGCACUCAUACGACCCUUUAGCUUUGUGCUCAUCGUAGGUGGCAUCUUCAUGGCCUACCAAAUGGGCGCGUCCAUCCUGGCCAAUGUCAGGCCCCAGAUUGUGGCAGUUGGGGUGACGGUGCCUUUGCUGGGGCUGGUGGUCGGGGUCAUCCUGGCCAAGAUGGCGGGCCUGGCCCCACCGCAGAGGAAGACGGUCAGCAUCGAGGUGGGCGUCCAGAACAGCCUGCUGGCACUCGCCGUCAUGCAGCUGUCCUUCCGCCGGGUGGAGGCCGACUUCGCGUCCCAGGCGCCCUUCAUCGUGGCCCUCAGCAGCACCUCGGAGAUGCUGCUCAUUGUCCUGGGGUACUUUGCUCAGCGGAGGUUGUGUCGGUCUGCCGUACCCAGGAGUGACGCCUGAUUGUAGCCGCAGUUUUUUUUUUUUUUGUUCUGAACUUUUUGAAGAUUGAACCCUUUCAAACCUGUGGAAAUUUGGUGUCCCACAGUCUCGGCUACUAGACACCCAACAGUCAAUGGACGUUUUGUGUUUUGUCGUUGUUUUCGUAUUUUUCAUGAAAACCAAAGGCCUUUUACCCCUCUGAGACCUUUUUUGUGUUUAUUUUACAGUAUGUACUUUUUGAAAUCAGAUUAUACUGUGAGGUACUUAAUGUAAAUAUUCCUAAAAAGAGAAAUACCUAUAAAAGAAAAGAUAUUUUUGUACCAGAUUACUUUUUGUAAUCAAAAAGCAAAGACUGAUUUGCAUCAUGUUUACAAGAGGUCCAUGUGUCUUAGCCUGGGGGAGAAUUUUGGGGGUUAAGCGGAAUCAUUUGAGAUCAAAUGGGAACAUGAUGUUUUGAAAGUAUUUGCUACUGAUUGUGUUUCCUGGAUCUGCGAAUCCAUGUACUUGAAUAUUAGAGAGGAGAAAUGAAGAAAAAGUCAAUAAAAAAAAAAUGUUAAAGCAGGCUUCAGCUUGUCAAGAGUAUGUGUGCCACGAAACAUGUCUAACAGGUCUGUGUUGCAACAGCCGACUGUGGCCAGGCUGCAUUUGAUGCAUUUGACCUAAAUAUCAACCUGUGGCUGGUUGCACUUAGUGACUGUUUGCUUUCAUUUUUGCACACAGACGGUAGAACUAAUGGAUGUUCAGUGUUUUGCAUACUUAAAGACCAGCUUCACAGUAUGUGUUGAAACUCCCAUGUGGAACAUUUUGCCACAUCAAAGUUCUGAUAUUUUUGGAUUAAAGCUACUGAUACCAGUUUGCUUCUCAUAUUUAACGAAUUUAAGUGUCAUAAUCUCAUGCCAGACGUAGCAGGAGGUCACUGUUUCUUCUUCACCAGUAGUCUCGUUCGGGGGUGAACAAGCCUCUGAAACAGCAUUUACACGCUCACGAGAAAGUAAAACUCUCCACUGAAACCUGAAUGAAACACAAACCUACACAAAUGGUGUGGAAGCAAAUGUUGCAAUUGUUGUUUUCCAGGCAACGUGUAGUAUUACGAUUGAUUCAGACAAAAGGUAGCAUGAUCAAUAAAUGAAAUAUGGCUACACUGA
Molecule: messenger RNA, 2999 nt
Organism: Siniperca chuatsi (mandarin fish)
Lineage: Eukaryota; Metazoa; Chordata; Actinopteri; Centrarchiformes; Sinipercidae
Gene: slc10a3
Product: solute carrier family 10 member 3
Exons: 1
Coding region: 463-1875 (470 amino acids)
Biological process (GO): bile acid and bile salt transport
Cellular component (GO): membrane
Molecular function (GO): bile acid:sodium symporter activity
Source: RefSeq, a predicted model, not a curated record